Messenger RNA from Aspergillus calidoustus, 1625 nucleotides. The record is from the annotation of a GenBank genome assembly. Lineage: Eukaryota; Fungi; Ascomycota; Eurotiomycetes; Eurotiales; Aspergillaceae.
GAGAGAUUGGAUUUAAAUGCUGGAUGACCCCACCAACCUGCUAGCCUGGACUUGUUCUUGUCAUUUAACCGCCCGAUGAGUCAGAGCCGUCCAAAGCGAAGACUCGCAGCCCAUAAUCCCAGUCCAGCCGUCAAAUUUAUCCUUGCCCUGCUCAUGCACCCUGUAUCAUCUUUAAUUUCUGGCGGAAAAGCAUUUCACGCUGCAGAUAGGCACCGGCUUCUUUUCAUCAACUCGUGACAAUCAUGGCGUUGACCUUCACCACCCUGGACGUGUUCACCGAAACGCGCUUCAAGGGCAACCCUCUAGCAGUGGUGACAAUCCCGCCGGGCAUGGUCCUGACACAAGCGCAGAAGCAAGCUAUCGCCAGAGAAUUCAACCUAUCCGAGACGACUUUUGUGCAUGAUGUCGAGGCCUCCUCUGUGCCCACGUACACGCGGCGUUUCGACAUUUUUACACCGCACGCAGAGAUACCCUUCGCUGGCCACCCGACAAUUGGCACGGCUAGCUUCCUCUACUCAUCUGGUGUACGGACAUUGCUUGCCAAAGCCGGCCCCAUCAGCAUCGAGCGAACUGGAGAUGGCACCAUCCGGGCUGCGGUGCCGCAUAAUAUCCGGCUGCAUCAGAGGCGAUUAUCCUGCCUUGAGCCGGGUCCGAUCUCCGCGUUGCAGACCGAGGUAGCGAGGGCCGAACACGGGGCCCCGCUGUUCAGUAUCGUCAAGGGCAUGACCUUUGCGCUUAUCGAGCUACCAUCGCUCGAGCUGCUGGGCGCCGUGGCCGUCGGCGCGCGGCCUGACCUCCCCGCAGAGCUCUUGGAUGACGGUUGGCGUGACGGCUGGGUCACUCGGCGGUACUACUUUGUUCGACUCGGCAGCCAAUGCGUGGAUGGAGGAAGGACAGUCCAUAAGAUCCGAACGAGGAUGAUCAAAUUAACAAUGGAGGAUCCGGCGACGGGAAGCGCAGCAUGUGCCUUGUCCAGCUAUCUCAGUCUAUAUGAGCUCCAGGAGCCGUCUGUCACGUUUGAAAUCACCCAGGGGGUGGAGAUGGGCCGGGAAAGUAAGCUCCUGAUCAACGCCGAGGUCGGCACGGGCUUGGAUGGGUCAAGGGAGCUGGGGGCGCUCCAUCUGGGGGGGAAAGCUGUUCCGGUCAUGAGUGGCUCUAUCGCGGUGCCGCCGUAACCCGCUACGUGCGGGUGCAACUAUCUUGGAUAUCAGAAGAUGUCCAGACUGAACUCGAGAGAUAGUCUCAGACUGUAGGCUUUGGGAGCACAUCGUAUUUGGCCCGGCGAUAUCCAUUCCAAGACCUUUGGUUUGUGAAAACUGAUCGGUAAACUAAUUGCGAUGGUUUCCAUAUUAUUUAUGUGUUUUUACGGCAACAGGAGCAGACUCAAGGCAGUGCAUCACGCAGCUCUCCUCCCUUCAAGGUCGGAAACUCGUUAUGUGGUAUAUUAUACAUUAUUAGUACAUGGAUAUUCACUGGCUUAUUGCCCUAAGCUCCUCAUCCUGGCCCCUUACUCUCCAAGACCGCAUCAGAUUAUUGAUAGUCCUCGAUGCUCCCCGAUCAUCAUAAUAAGAGCUCCUUGGUAUCCAGGUUGCCCACAGACAUCUGCAUGGCCUGCAGAAUCUUGG